Molecule: messenger RNA, 2732 nt
Organism: Myotis myotis
Lineage: Eukaryota; Metazoa; Chordata; Mammalia; Chiroptera; Vespertilionidae
Product: cytochrome P450 7A1
Exons: 6
Coding region: 98-1603 (501 amino acids)
Biological process (GO): cellular response to glucose stimulus; cholesterol catabolic process; bile acid biosynthetic process
Molecular function (GO): heme binding; cholesterol 7-alpha-monooxygenase activity; iron ion binding
Source: RefSeq, a predicted model, not a curated record
UACCAUGUAUAAAAGUCUAGCUGCAGCUUCUGCUCAGUUACAUCCUUACUUUUCUAUUCAGAUUCUCCUCCUGGAGGUUUUGCAUUAGAUUUGCAAAAUGAUGAGCAUAUCUUUGAUCUGGGGGAUUGUGGUAGCAAUCUGCUGUUGUUUGUGGCUUAUUCUUGGAAUGAGGAGAAGAAAAAUGGGUGAACCUCCUCUGGAGAAUGGGCUGAUCCCUUACCUGGGGUGUGCUCUGCAAUUUGGUGCCAACCCUCUUGAGUUCCUCAGAGCAAACCAAAGGAAACAUGGUCCUGUUUUCACCUGCAAACUGAUGGGAAACUAUGUCCACUUCAUCACAAACCCCCUGUCAUACCAGAAAGUGCUGUGCCAUGGGAAAUACUUUGAUUGGAAAAAAUUUCAUUUCACUACUUCUGCAAAGGCAUUUGGGCACAAAAGCAUUGACCCAAGUGAUGGAAAUACUACUGAUAACAUAAACAAAGCUUUCAUCAGAACUCUGCAGGGCGACGCCUUGAAUUCCCUCACGGAAGCCAUGAUGGAAAACCUGCAACUUAUCAUGAGAACUCCGGCUGCACCUGAGUCAAAGAUGCCUCCCUGGGUGACAGAAGGGAUGUAUGCCUUCUGCUACCGAGUGAUGUUCGAAGCUGGGUACUUAACGCUCUUCGGCAGAGAUCUUAUGGGACAAGACGCACAAAAGGCACUCAUUCUAAAAAAACUCGACAACUUCAAGGAAUUUGACAAAAUCUUCCCGGCCCUGGUAGCAGGCCUCCCCAUUCAUGUGUUCAAGACCGCACACCACGCCCGGGAAAAACUGGCUGAGGGCUUAAGGCACGAGAACCUGGGAAAGAGAGACCACAUGUCAGAACUGGUCAGGUUUCUGAAUGACAUGCUCUCCACCUUAGACGACAUGGAAAAGGCCAAGACGCAACUCGCUGUCCUGUGGGCAUCACAAGCAAACACCAUUCCGGCCACUUUCUGGAGCUUAUUUCAAAUGAUGAGGAGCCCUGAAGCAAUGAAAGCAGCUACUGAAGAAGUGAAUAAAACACUAGAGAGUGCUGGUCAAAAAAUCAGCUUAGAAGACCAACCUAUUUGUUUGAAUCAGAUGCAACUGAAUGACAUGCCGGUACUAGAUAGUAUCAUCAAGGAGUCGCUGAGGCUUUCCAGUGCCUCCCUGAACAUCCGGACUGCUAAAGAGGAUUUCACUUUGCACCUCCAGGACGGUUCCUAUAAUAUCCGCAAAGAUGACAUCAUAGCUCUGUAUCCUCAGUUAAUGCAUUUAGAUCCAGAAAUCUACCCAGACCCUUUGACAUUUAAGUAUGAUCGCUAUCUUGAUGAAAAUGGGAAAACAAAGACCACCUUCUACAGCAAUGGACUCAAAUUAAAAUAUUACUACAUGCCUUUUGGGUCAGGAGCGACGAUAUGUCCUGGAAGAUUAUUUGCUGUCCAGGAAAUCAAGCAAUUUUUGAUUCUGAUGCUUUCCUAUUUUGAAUUAGAGUUUGUGGACAGCAAUGUUAAAUGUCCUCCUUUGGACCAAUCCCGUGCAGGCUUGGGCGUUUUACCACCAUUAAAUGACGUAGAGUUUAAAUAUAAAUUCAAACAUUUGUGAAUACACGGCUGGGAGCAAGAGGAAAUAAGCUGAUGUGACAGCGUGUGCAAUGCCACCACUUCCCCGUCCACUUGGACAGAUGCAUGUAGUGGUGUCGUGCUGGUCAUCGGUGCUUGCUUGUGAAUCCUAACAUUUUGGUGAUGGUUUCCAGAAGCUAUCUCAGACUGUGUUAAUGAAAGAAUCUAGUUUCCAGAAGCACACUGAUGUUUUCAUUUGAAUAAGUUAAUGAAAGCUCAUGUAGCCAAGGACUAAACUUCAUUAUUUUCAGAGGAAAAAGUCUUUUGUUUUCCCAAAUGAAGGUUUUCCAAUUGGCAGAAUUUUUUUCCUAAGGAAAGUGCUUUUAUAAAAACCAUCCAACAAUUGUGAAAAAGUUAUAAAUUCACGUUUUAGUGAAACUGCAUCAUUUUUUGACUAGAUGUGGAACUCUUCGGGUGUAGAUGUGUAUUAUAAAGGAUAUUUUAAAGGAUUAUGUUUUUUAAUGAAAAGAACAUGUUUUUAAGUUUCCUUAGAUCCAGUAUUCAGGAAUUUUAAAAUAAUGAUCUGUUGUCCUGAUAACAUUAAAAUGGCUUUAAUGUUUUCCCUUUUUAUUUCAGCUACUCUUUCUAGAAAAUCUAAUGUCUAUGUCAGGUUUCAAUUAUUUUAUUUAUACUUUCAUUUGAUUCCAUGUUAAUGAGAAGAUUUUAUUUUCCAGAGAAGGGAGGUUUUCUGGUAUUACUAAACAUGCAUCAGUGAAAAGAGUGAAGCUCUCAUGUGAUGUUUUUAAAAUUAAAACUGGAUGAAAAUGACCAUUUAAAAGCUUUGGAUAUGAAACAUCAGAAGAGUUUGUGACUUCACACUGUAUUCUAUUUAAAUAAAUUACUUUUUUUUAAUCUUUAAAUGACUUUUAAUUGAAAGAAAAAUAAUUUAAGUCCAUAUGAUAGUGUUUAACUACUGUGUACAACAAUGCUUUGGUAAAAUAGUUUAAGUAUGGGAAUUAUCAGCUGUAAUAUUUUUAUUGAUAUUCCUGUAUGUAUUUAUAUAUCAAUUAUAUUUACCUUUCUCUUAUACUACAAACAUUAAGAAAAUAUUGUAACAUUUGGUAAUUUUGAAAUGAUUCAUCACUCAGAAAUAAAAGUGUGAAUGUGCAUGC